AUGUCCAAGUUCUCUCUUUUAAAUUCUCUUCCACUUGAACUCGUCCUUAAUAUUUUGGACCACGUGUCGGACUAUGAAACUCUCCUGAAGUGCAGGGAGGUUUGCCACAACUUGAAAGAUUUGGUUGAUCAAACACCCACUCUACAAUAUACCAUUAAUCUUGCUGUUGCGGGACAAGAAUCUUGUUGCGCUAAUGUUGAUUCACCCGCCGCUCUUCUCGACGCGCUCAAGCGGCACCAGAACGCCUGGGACGAGUUGAAGUGGAGUCGGCAAUCGCGUCUCCCGAUGCGAUCAGGAGGGUUGUGGGAGUUGUACGGUGGCGUACUUGCUCAGAGCGACGAAAAAGGUGGCAUCUCUUUUAUCAGGCUUCCCUCGGACCUUCGCUCUAUCGAGGAGAAACAGUGGUCUCUUGGCCCGAGUUUUCCUUGUCCUGUGCGUGAUUUUGCAAUGGAUCUAUCGCAAGAUCUGCUUCUUCUCAUCGAGAAACCUCAUUGGGUGGGACAGACCGCUGACCAUACUUACCGACUGCACAUUCGCACCUUGACCACAGGCGAACCACAUCCCGAGGCCAAGGGAGGGACAAUCUUAUCUAACAUUCAGACUUUCAGAGAUGAGGAUACUUCAUAUACGAUACAGAUAUCUGGUCAUUAUGUGGGUGUGCUAUUCAACAGCGUGCACGUCGAUGGGACCGAACUCGUCAUCUGGGAUUGGAAAACGAGCCAAGUGCAAAUGCACCUCGUUGGAAAUCAAAUCCGAUCUUUUUCUUUUCUCUCCCAGGCAUUCGUUGUGAUAUGUCUGUUCAGGGAAGUCGACGACGGCGAUUACGUACCCGUUCUUCUUAUAGUGGACGUUGAAAAGGAAACGGAAAGACCUCAACGCCCCAGUGACGUCCAGUAUUCGUUCUCUUUCCAUUUCCCCCAUCUUGAGGAAGAUGUCCACCAACUCGCGUUCCAAAUUCAAUCCGAUCCAGCUCCUUUAUGGCAGGCACACCGCGAUCCGCGUGUUCCAUUCUAUAUGGACAAAAAUAAUUCGCUAUACGUUGUUUCGCUGUGGGUUCAAGUCGAAGACGCUGUUCGGUGUGUCACCACACUCGUGCCUUCGACCACCUUCCUCGCCUGUAUCAAUGGGGUAGACUCAAAAGACCCAGCGGAUCACAAGGUGGAUUUUGUCUGGGAUUUCUGGGGUCCUCGCGGUACUCGGAUGAUAGAGCCGGCUCAACCACAUUCGAUCGUUUGGGUCUGCUACGUAUACGGCUCAAAAUAUGUCGUUUCCGAGACAGGCGAGAAUGCUAGUCUUUCCAUCAAAAUUUAUGAUUUCAACCAGUUAGCCCUUAAAAGAGGCUUAUCAACAGCGCCACACACGCAAACCACGGCAUCGUCUGCGAAACUCUUGCAGCAUGAUGUUUCACUUGGUCAGCAAACACAGUACCAGAUUUUCCCGACACUUCUUGAAGGUGGUGACAUAUUCGAAGAAGACGUCCAAACGUUUUUCCCAUAUCGAUCACGGACGUUGGCUUUGCCUUUUAACUACAAAUGCUCUGUGAUGUGCAGUGAGGAUAGCAUUAUCAUUGUUGAUUCACGUCUCGAUCACAGGGAAUACACCCUCUUAACCUUCUGA
Molecule: messenger RNA, 1617 nt
Organism: Laccaria bicolor S238N-H82
Lineage: Eukaryota; Fungi; Basidiomycota; Agaricomycetes; Agaricales; Hydnangiaceae
Exons: 5
Coding region: 1-1617 (538 amino acids)
Molecular function (GO): protein binding
Source: RefSeq, a predicted model, not a curated record